This is a messenger RNA of Parastagonospora nodorum SN15, 369 nucleotides long. RefSeq lists its product as hypothetical. The coding region runs from base 1 to 369 and encodes 122 amino acids. The record is from RefSeq and is a predicted model, not a curated record. NCBI's taxonomy places the organism in Eukaryota, Fungi, Ascomycota, Dothideomycetes, Pleosporales, Phaeosphaeriaceae. The transcript is spliced from 2 exons.
AUGGCACACGACCAGCCAGCCCCUAGCAGAUCUGGCAUCACGACCACGAGGAGCUCUUGGUUCGCGCUACCGGCUGUGCCUGCUCAACCGGCUGUGCCUGCUCAGGAACGUCCGCACCGGCAGUCGGCCAAGUGGAACAUUCAACGCCAGCAGACUCCUGGCCCAAAGUCCCGCAGCCCGACCGCUUGUGAAAAGAAGCACGCCGUUCUAAAUGCGGGGAACUGGCCAUCACUCAAGCCUCAUCGUCUCUCGCUACUCACAUGCCGAUCUGAAUACGCGAUUCUGCUACACUCCACCCCACGCUCAAACCACUGCUGCCCCGACGAGUUGACCCUUUCUGGACUCGUCGCCUUCUGGUUUUUCCGUUGA